Messenger RNA from Pelodiscus sinensis (Chinese soft-shelled turtle), 1863 nucleotides. NCBI's taxonomy places the organism in Eukaryota, Metazoa, Chordata, Testudines, Trionychidae. The record is from RefSeq and is a predicted model, not a curated record.
GUGUGUGCGGUGUGUGUGUGUGGGGUUGAGCCAGGUUUAACCAGCACAUCCACACCCCACCCCAGGACAAUGGGGGGUGAGCACUGAGCCAGGCAGCUGAGAGGAGUGUGGAUGCCCCUGUGAGAUCAGGCAUAGCAAAGGGCUUCCUGCCAUGUGCCUCAGUUUUCUCAUCUGCAUGAUGGGGAGAAUGCUACGGACCUCCUUGUCAAGUGCAUGGAGAUCUGCGAAUCUGAAGGGUGUUAUAAGAGCAAGUUGUUGUGAUUUCCAGCCCGAGACGUGCUCCUCUCUCCUUAUCUCUUCCGCAGACCGUGUGUGUUCCAGGCACUUGGCGCUAGAGACGUUUCACAAUGGGUGAACGGAAAGGGGUGAAUAAGUAUUACCCCCCUGACUUCGAUCCGGCGAAGCACGUCUCCCUCAAUAAAUACCGGAACAGCCACCCGCUGCGCGAGAGAGCCCGCAAGCUCUCCCAGGGCAUUCUGAUCAUCAGGUUUGAGAUGCCCUACAACAUCUGGUGUGAUGGCUGCAAGAACCACAUUGGAAUGGGGGUCCGGUACAACGCCAAGAAGAAGAAAGUUGGGAAUUACUACACCACCCCCAUCUACAGGUUCCGGAUGAAGUGCCACUUGUGCGUCAAUUACAUCGAGAUGCAGACGGACCCGGCCAACUGCGACUACGUCAUCGUGAGCGGGGCCCAGCGCAAGGAGGAGCGCUGGGACAUGCAGGACAACGAGCAGAUCCUGACGACAGAACACGAGGAGAAGAAGAAGCUCGAGACGGACGCCAUGUACCGGCUGGAGCACGGCACAGCAGACCAGGGCAAGCUGCGGCGAGCCAUCCCCACCUUGUCCCACAUCCAGGAGGCCCAGAGCGCCUGGAAGGAUGACUUUGCGAUCAACAGCAUGCUGCGCAGGAAGUUCCGGGAGGAGAAGAAGGUUCUGCAGGAGGAGGAGGAGAAGGACCUGGCUCUGCAGACCAAGGCCAACCUGAGCAUCCCUCUGGUGCAGGAGACGGAGGAGGAGCAGCAGCUGGCCGCGCUGCUCAAGUACCACAGCCUGGACUCUUACGAGGACAAACAAAAGCUGAAGCGAACGGAGAUCUCCGGCCGCUCCUGGUUCCCCCCUGCUCCGGCUGCAGCCGGCAAAGCCACCGACACGCUGAAGAAGCUGGGGCUCGCUGGGAAAGCCCUGUCCCCCAAGGGGCCCGCUGGCGGCUCACCCAUCACAAGCGGCCGUUUGGGCAUCGUGCGCCGCAGAUCCCGGGAGGGGCCGGAGAGCGUGGCACACGGGACGCACACGGGCCGGCCGAGCUGCGACGGCACGGCCCAGCCCAGCUCCCCCGCGGCCAUCGGCGACUCCCUCCCCGCCGUGGGCACCGCCAGCGCCACCACCCUCAGCUCCUCCCUCGUGGCAGACUAUUCAGACUCCAGCUCGGAUUCUGACAAGGACUGAGCCCCCUCGGCUGGGGCAGGACCUAGGGGGGCUGCGUUGUUUCAAAGACUCUAAGCCAGCGACCCAGCAAGGACUCUGGCUCCUCCAAGCCUCAGUAGCGAGCCUGCUUUCUUGGACGCCCCAUGUCGCUGCUGCUGCCGCCCUCCCUGGUGUGACCCCGGAAAGGCAGCGCCCCCUGCCUGUUCCCUGUGUGUGUGAGAUUCCUCCCCCCGCCAGAUCGCAGGCAGCCUUCUCGGUGCCCCCCACCCCAGUCUGGAUUCACAUCUGCCCCUCCGGUAUUGAAACAGUGCAACUCAUCUGUGCACCCUGCCCCUCUCUCUGCUCUGAUACUCCACUGCACGGAUUAAAAGCAGGACUUCUUUUGAGGCUGUUCUCCAUCAAGCCCUGGGCUCCAUUCAUUCACCGUCUGGGUUGC